AUGGCUUCCCCAUCAUCAGAUCAUCAAUACUACCUCGACUCCAGCAAGGAAAUGAGCCCAGAUUCGUUCCAGUGGAUUGAGCCGAUAUCCAUCGAUGAUGAUGACAUAAUGUUUGGCGGAAAGUCGCUGAGCACAUGGUACGAGGAGGACAGAAGCCGUCUUAGCGGCAUGUACUCCGACGAAGAGGAGAGGAGGGGCCGCUCAAGGCACCGGACCUGCUAUUACUCGUCCAGCCACGGCAGCUCCGAUGCGCAACAAUGUUCCAAGAAGAACUGA
Molecule: messenger RNA, 276 nt
Organism: Scedosporium apiospermum
Lineage: Eukaryota; Fungi; Ascomycota; Sordariomycetes; Microascales; Microascaceae
Exons: 2
Coding region: 1-276 (91 amino acids)
Source: RefSeq, a predicted model, not a curated record